AUGCCAACAACCUCACCAUCAACAGCGCCUUUGGAAGGCUGGCAGUUUGAUGACAAUUCACGCUCAUCAUGGGACAUACUGUGGACUUGUCUUUCAGCCAUCCUUGCCUGUACCUGGACAGCUCUGCAUCUAUCAGUCCCAAAGAACCGCCAGCCAGAAUGGAGAGCCUUUACCCAGAAAGUGCUAAUCUGGCUAUUCGUCGUCGUAUACCCCGAGUUGACAUUGGUGAAUGAAGCAGUAAGCCAGUUUUUCUUGGCCCAGAAAACGCUUACAAACUUCGAGUCUGCCCAAGAGGAGAUUGACCAAGGAGCGGUGCCUCCUUCAUCAGUACUAGGAGAGCCCGAAUGGAGUCCCGAGUCAUGGUCUCUAACCCAUGCUUUCUGUGUGAAUAUGAGGGGGCUCGCCUUGCAAACCAAAGAUAAACGAACAUAUGUAGUCGAAUCCAGGCAUGUUCGGAUUCUUCUCAAAGCUGGGAUCAUCAAUUAUUCUCUUUUCGACAAACGAGACAUUGACGACCGAUCCAAAGUAGAUUCCCUUGCAAAAGUUUUUAGUCUUAUCCAAAGUAUCUACACAACUGUCAACUUAUUGUCCAGAGUUGCAUAUCACCUACCAAUCACGCCGCUUGAAAUCACGACUUUAGCCUUUCUAUUUUGCCCUUUCAUUUCAUAUGCCUUUUGGUGGAAGAAACCAAAGGAUAUGAGUGCGCCAAUUCUCAUUCAUUUACCAUAUAACCAUGAUAGUGAUGAGAUGGCCUCAGAGCUUCGAGAUCUUUUGACCGACAACAGAGAGGUAUCCUUGCGUAAAGAACUCUUGGGCAACUUGUGUGUUUUACUGGCCUCACUGGCCUUUUCCGCCAUCCAUAUUGCAGCCUGGAACUCUAGCUUUCCCACACCAGCUGAGAGACUGGCUUGGAGAGUGCUCUCAGUGAUUUCCAUUUGUUUAUGCUUACCUAUGUUUCUGGUGAUGCAGAUGCCGUUCCUGAGGGGGUGGCUGGCAAGCUUUCAAUUACCAGGCCUACCAAGCUUUGACAAUCCAUAUCCCGAUGAAACAAAACCCGAGAUUGUGGUUUUAGUUAUUUUACUCUUUACAUACGCGCUUGCUAGAAUAGGGACCUUUGUGCUCAUGAUUAUGUCGCUGAGAGCUCUCCCAGCAGGCUCUUAUGUAUCUAUUGACUGGCUAAAAUCCAUUCCACACAUAUAA
Talaromyces proteolyticus is the source of this 1200-nucleotide messenger RNA. RefSeq lists its product as uncharacterized. Lineage: Eukaryota; Fungi; Ascomycota; Eurotiomycetes; Eurotiales; Trichocomaceae. The record is from RefSeq and is a predicted model, not a curated record. Bases 1 to 1200 code for a protein of 399 amino acids. The transcript is spliced from 3 exons.